Messenger RNA from Cuscuta epithymum, 883 nucleotides. Lineage: Eukaryota; Viridiplantae; Streptophyta; Magnoliopsida; Solanales; Convolvulaceae. The record is from the annotation of a GenBank genome assembly.
GCCGAUAGUGCUCCAUCCAGCGCCGUGCUCCCUUAAAUCUAUUUGUAGUUGGGCCGCGAUGAAAUGCCGUGCAUGCAUUUCCCACAAACCGAUCUAAAUUCUAUUCGGCCUUCAACGUAACAUACUGUGCGUGAUCGAUCUUACCGAGUAGUAUAGCUAGAGAUGGCCGGAGGUGAGGAGUAUCUGGGCGGUGGAGUGGGGGAUAUCUACGGUGAGGAUUCUGCCACUGAGCAUCUCUCUAUCACCCCGUGGACUUUCUCCGUCGCUAGUGGAUAUAGUUUGAUGCGUGAUCCGCACUACAAUAAAGGGCUUGCAUUUAGUGAUCAAGAGAGAGAUGCCUAUUAUUUGCGUGGCCUUCUACCUCCUGCAGUUAUGUCCCAGGAACUUCAGGAGAAGAAGUUGAUGCAUAAUCUUCGUCAAUAUGAAAUCCCACUUCAACGAUACAUGGCCAUGAUGGAUCUUCAGAUGAAGGCUUUGAGGAACCCGAGGACAUCAAGACCAUAAGAAAAGCUAAAAGGAUACCUUGAAGAAUAUUAAAACGAGAGAUAAAAAAACUCUUUAUCAUUCACCAAGCUUUGAAUAAAAUUAUGUUCGGGAAGGUAGCAUGUGCAAUUGCAAGCAAGGAAGCUUCGCAGAUAUUAGAGAAUUGAUUUCAAAGGAGUAGAUAAUAAAGUAAAGAAAGUAAGACUCCAAAGUUUUCGAAUUAUGUUUGGAGCUUCAAAUAUGAACUCUUCGAAAUCCAUUGAUGGUUAUUUCUCAAAAGUUCAAAUCUUUGUUGAUCAACUAAAAAGAUAUGGAGAAGGAAGUAAAGAAACUCAAGUGGUUGAAAAAGUUCUCCGGUCUUUAUAUUCAAAUUUUGACUACAUAGUUGUGGCAAUAGAAG